Miscanthus lutarioriparius is the source of this 642-nucleotide messenger RNA. NCBI's taxonomy places the organism in Eukaryota, Viridiplantae, Streptophyta, Magnoliopsida, Poales, Poaceae. The record is from the annotation of a GenBank genome assembly.
AUGGCGGUGGUGUCGGCGCUGGCCAAGUACAAGCUCGUGUUCCUGGGCGACCAGGCGGUGGGCAAGACGGCCAUCAUCACCCGCUUCAUGCACGACAAGUUCGACGACACCUACCAGGCGACGAUCGGGAUCGACUUCCUGUCCAAGACGAUGUACCUCGAAGACCGCACCGUUCGCCUCCAGCUCUGGGACACAGCUGGGCAGGAGAGGUUCCGCAGCCUGAUCCCAAGCUACAUCAGAGACUCCUCCGUGGCCGUCAUCGUUUACGAUGUCACCGACAGCCAAUCCUUCUUGAACACAUCAAAGUGGAUCGAGGAAGUAAACACGCAAAGAGGUGGAGAUGUGCUCAUCUUCCUCGUCGGAAAUAAAACUGACCUUGUUGACAAGAGGAAAGUGUCCACUGGCGAAGGAGAAGCCAAAGCACAGGAGCAUGGUGCCAUGUUCAUAGAGACCAGUGCAAAAGCUGGGUUCAACGUCAAGCCUCUGUUCCGCAAGAUCGCUGGAUCCCUUCCAGGACUGGACGCGCUCUCGUCAGCAAAGCACGAAGACAUGGUCGACAUAAACCUCAGACCUGCCAGCGGCUCGUCGGCGUCAGGCGCAGCCGCGCAGCUGGAGCAGAAAUCAGGUGGUUGCUCCUGUUGA